Molecule: messenger RNA, 510 nt
Organism: Parasteatoda tepidariorum (common house spider)
Lineage: Eukaryota; Metazoa; Arthropoda; Arachnida; Araneae; Theridiidae
Gene: san
Product: Probable N-acetyltransferase san
Biological process (GO): mitotic sister chromatid cohesion
Cellular component (GO): NatA complex
Molecular function (GO): acyltransferase activity, transferring groups other than amino-acyl groups
Source: RefSeq, a predicted model, not a curated record
AUGAUCGAAAAUUGUGAAAAAGAAACAACCUAUUCUCGCUCUUAUAAAAGCGGAAAAAUAGAAUUGGGUGAUGUAACUCCUCACAACAUUCGCCAGUUGAAAAGACUAAAUCAAUUUGUCUUUCCUGUUAGUUACAAUGACAAGUUUUAUAAAGAUAUAUUAGUUGCUGGUGAACUUGCUAAGUUAGCCUACUAUAAUGAUAUAGUUGUUGGAGCUGUAUGUUGUCGUGUUGAUGCUUUUGAUAAUUGUAGAAAAUUGUAUAUUAUGACUUUAGGUUGUCUUGCUCCUUAUCGUCGAUUAGGUAUUGGCACCAAAAUGUUGGAGCAUAUUUUGAACUAUGUCAAAGAAGACGGAAAGUUUGAUAGCAUAUUCUUGCAUGUACAAGUUAAUAAUGAUAGUGCAAUCGAGUUUUAUAAAAAAUUUGGUUUUGAUAUUGUUGAAACUAAGAAUCGGUAUUACAAAAGAAUUGAACCAGCUGAUGCUCAUGUACUUGAAAAGUUUUUAAAAUGA